AUGCCGCAUACUUGGGUCUAUACGCCUGAGGCGCUUCGCGCGUUGAGGGAGCGCGACGAAGGCCGCGAUCCUUCGGGCCUCCAAAUUGAGCAUUGCUCCGCGACGUCUUAUGAGGCUCGCCUCGUCUUCGCCAAGAAUGCUCAGAGAACAUCUCGGACCAGCCCACUGUUCCAACUUGAAGAGGAGGCCCACCCAGGCUCCGCAACGCCCCGUUCCUGUGGAGUGCGGGGAAGUUUAGAGGGAGGGGAAAAUGAGGAGGGGCAACGCCAGGGUACCAUCAGGUCAUGUGAGGGGGAAGAGACAGAGAGAGGACUGGGGCAGUGGAUGGGGGCCGCAAGGAGGCACGAGCGACUAGGCGGAAACGUUGGCAUGGCCUCUGUCGCACAGGGCAAAGCCAGACAAGACAAAGGACGUCGGGGGAAACGAGAAACAUUCGUCUGA
This is a messenger RNA of Verticillium alfalfae VaMs.102, 441 nucleotides long. RefSeq lists its product with no specific name. The record is from RefSeq and is a predicted model, not a curated record. NCBI's taxonomy places the organism in Eukaryota, Fungi, Ascomycota, Sordariomycetes, Glomerellales, Plectosphaerellaceae. Bases 1 to 441 code for a protein of 146 amino acids. The transcript has 3 exons.